This is a messenger RNA of Oreochromis aureus, 1274 nucleotides long. RefSeq names its product major histocompatibility complex class I-related gene protein-like. NCBI's taxonomy places the organism in Eukaryota, Metazoa, Chordata, Actinopteri, Cichliformes, Cichlidae. The coding region runs from base 39 to 1070 and encodes 343 amino acids. The record is from RefSeq and is a predicted model, not a curated record. The transcript is spliced from 6 exons. Gene Ontology annotation, biological process: immune response. Gene Ontology annotation, cellular component: external side of plasma membrane.
CACGAGUUCUCGAACAAUAACUACAGGGUGAGGAUAAGAUGACUUUAUUCUUGCUGCUUCUUUUUUGUUCUGUUUCGUCUGCAGUGAAACAUUCAUUGCAGUAUUUUGUCACUGGAUCUUCUGGACUCCCAAACAUCUCAGAGCUCACGGGUGUUGGAGUGGUUGAUGGCAUUCCUGUGGCUUAUUGUGAUGGCAGCAACAAGGUAAUAGAACCAAGACAGGACUGGGUGCAGAAAUUGUUAGAUAAUGACCCAAAGAUGUUGGAAUGGCACAAUGAACAGUGUUUCAAGAUUCUGCCAAACUUCUUCAGAGACCGGAUUUUAAGUUUGAAGCAGCAGUUUAACCAAAGUGGAGGAGUCCACAUUUUACAGAAGAUAGCUGGCUGUGAAUGGGAUGAAAACACUGAUCAGGUGUCAGGUGUACUACGUUUUGGUUUUAAUGGAGAAGACUUUAUUGAGCUGGAUGCAAAGAAAAAGACAUGGAUCCCACUGAUAUCAGAGGUUACUCCUGAGAGAUGGGAUGCUGGCAGAUCUACAAUAAAUCUCUAUGAAGAACUCAUCACUAAGAGUUGUCUAGAGUGGCUGAAGAAGUCUUGGGAUUAUGGAAAAAGUUUGCUGCAGAAAACAGUUCUUCCAUCAGUGUCUCUACUCCAGAAGACUCCCUCCUCUCCAGUCAGCUGCCAUGCUACAGGUUUUUACCCUGACAGAGUCAUGAUGUUCUGGAGGACAGAUGGAGAGGAGAUCCAUGAAGGUGUGGACCACAGAGAGAUCCUUCCCAACCACGAUGGGACCUUCCAGAUGAGUGUUGAUCUGAAUGUUUCAUCAGUCAAACCUGAAGACUGGAGAAGAUGUGACUGUGUGUUUCAGCUCUUUGGUGUUGAGGACAGCAUUGUCACCCAACUUAAUACAGCAGUGAUCAGAACCAACAGGAAAGAGAUGUCUUCUAACAUGGCCAUCCCCAUCAUUGUUGUCCUUGUUCUUAUCCUCGUUGGAGCUGCUGGAUUUGCUGUUUACAAAAAGAAGAAAGUCUACUUGGAAACAGAUGACCCGGAGUCAACAACCAGCCCCUAGAGACCCUGAGGGCCCAAAGUUAUUGCCUUGUUUGGAAGGUGUUAUAGAAAUGAGAAGUUCUAUGUUUGUUUUUAGACUUUUAAGAUGUAUCAUUGAUUGUAAUCGAUGUAUUUUAAUCUGUAAUUGACGCACAAGGGGGCGUAAACCCCGAUGCUAUAAAAUCAUCAUCCAGUGUAUUUUUGUCAGAAGACAUAUGCUGAUAUU